AUGAUGGUUUUGAUUAAGUUGGUGACUUAUCUUAUUUUGAUUAUUUUAGUUUUGGUUUCUGUUGCCUUUUUUACCUUGUUGGAACGUAAAGUUUUAGGUUAUAUUCAAAUUCGUAAGGGUCCUAACAAGGUUGGAUAUGCUGGUUUACUUCAGCCUUUUGCUGACGCUGUGAAGUUAUUUACUAAAGAGCAGACUUUUCCUACUAUAAGUAAUUUUAUUCCUUAUUAUUUAUCUCCGGUUUUCAGUUUAUUUAUUGCUCUUGUUUGUUGAUGUCUUAUACCUUAUGAGCUUGGUUUGUUUUCUUUCGAGUUUGGGGUUUUAUUUUUUCUUUGCUGUACAAGGGCAAGAGUUUAUUCUACCAUGGGUGCAGGUUGAGCUUCCAAUUCUAAGUAUUCUCUUUUAGGGUGUCUUCGUGCUGUAGCUCAAACUAUUUCUUAUGAGGUAAGGUUGGCUUUAAUUUUACUUAGGAUAUUGUUUUUAGUAGGUGGGUUUGAUUUGGGAUUAUUUGAAAGUUAUCAGCGUUAUUGUUGAUUUUUUAUUUUGGGUUUUCCUUUGGCUUUACUGUGGUUUGCUUCCUGUUUAGCGGAAAGAAAUCGAACUCCGUUUGAUUUUGCAGAAGGAGAGUCUGAGUUGGUGUCUGGUUUUAAUACUGAAUAUAGAGGUGGGGGAUUUGCUCUUAUUUUUAUGGCGGAAUACGCUAGGAUUUUAUUUUUAAGUGCAUUAUUUUCAAUCAUUUUUUUAGGGAGAUGCCUUGUUUCUGUUGUUUUUUAUGUAAAAGUUAUGUUCGUGGGCUUCUGUUUUGUGUGAGUACGGGGCACUCUACCACGAUUCCGUUAUGAUAAGUUAAUGUAUUUGGCCUGGAAAAGAUUUCUUCCUGCGGCUUUAAAUUAUUGUAUUUUUUUUAUAAGGUUAAAGGUUUUUUUAGAGAUUUUAUUAAUUUAG
Messenger RNA from Macrobrachium nipponense, 942 nucleotides. Lineage: Eukaryota; Metazoa; Arthropoda; Malacostraca; Decapoda; Palaemonidae. The record is from the annotation of a RefSeq genome assembly.